CUGCGAUGCAAGCCAACAACAAAAUCACAGAAUAAGAAAGUGUACGAACCAUUUCUCUUUGUGAUUAUUCUUCAGUCACUGAAAUUCAGUACUAAAAAAGUGCUACCGUCAAGCGUUAAAAUUGCCAUAUUCUCAUAGCCCCACUUAUAAAAAAGCACUUCAAACACUUUUAUAAUAAUCCUCAACAAUUCAACGAGCGUGCUGUGACAGUCACGCGCAACAGGCAACAAACAGUACAACGGAAGCAGCCAUGAAAGUCACUUCAGACCUGCUGAUUAGCGCCCUCUUAAUUGCUUUUGUUCAUUCGCUUAUCAAUGCAAAGAAUACUGCUGGAUUUUUUGAAACCUGUAACAAUGCACCGAACCAGUCGGGGAUUUACACACUCGCUCCGAGCUUCGGUAUCGCUCCUUUCCAGGUGUACUGCGAGCAGGAACGCUAUGACGGACACUGGCUUCUGUUUCAGAACCGUCAAGAUGGAUCGACUAGUUUUAAUCGCAGCUGGAAUGACUACAAGUUUGGGUUUGGAAGCCUUCAGCGAGAGUUUUGGCUUGGGUUAGAGAAACUGCAUCAUAUCACCAACAAUAGAACUUGUGAGCUGCUGAUUGUGAUGGCAAACUACAGUGAAUUUUCCGUGUAUCGUCAUUACACGACAUUCGGAGUUGCCGAUCAAACAAACAAUUACAAGCUCAAGUUGCUCGGAUUCAUGGAGGGAACGGCUGGAGAAUCGUUCUAUGAUUAUCGCGGCGAAAACUUUAGCACCUACGAUAGGUACAACGAUCGGUCGGAGUACAAUUGUGCGGCGUUGAUGGGGAGCGGACACUGGCACUACGACUGCGGAACUGGGGAUAGGAGAAAUAAUUUGAACACGAUCUAUACCGAUAGGGUGCUCGAUGACGGAAGUGGAAUAUGGUGGGGUGCAUGGGGAGGGCUAAGAAAUCCACUGAAGUGGAUAAAAAUUUACGUGAAAAUUAGAUCCGGUAGAUGAUCUACGA
Molecule: messenger RNA, 992 nt
Organism: Wyeomyia smithii (pitcher-plant mosquito)
Lineage: Eukaryota; Metazoa; Arthropoda; Insecta; Diptera; Culicidae
Product: ficolin-3-like
Exons: 2
Coding region: 251-985 (244 amino acids)
Source: RefSeq, a predicted model, not a curated record